Messenger RNA from Lobosporangium transversale, 1209 nucleotides. RefSeq lists its product as hypothetical. The record is from RefSeq and is a predicted model, not a curated record. The coding region runs from base 1 to 1209 and encodes 402 amino acids. Lineage: Eukaryota; Fungi; Mortierellomycota; Mortierellomycetes; Mortierellales; Mortierellaceae. Gene Ontology annotation, molecular function: protein binding. The transcript has 3 exons.
AUGAUAUACUUACUACUGAUACAUCUUGCUUGCGCUAUCUUUCUUGUUAAUUCUCAUGGCAGCAACCCUUCUCCCUUUUCUCCGAAGUCUAAUUUCUGUACUACUGCUCCAUUCCCACGAGCAGUAUGGGCGCCUGCCUAUACUGUUCUAAACGAUUAUCUGUACAUCCAAGGCGGACAGUCUGAAAAUCUAGAAUACCUUGAACAGUUCUAUCGCCUUGAUCUAUCCAAGGCCUGGAAGACAGAAUGUCCAGCGUGGGAAAAACUACGGCCAGGACCCAAAAACUUUUACCAUACUUGUACAGGAGUUCCACCCGAAUCAGUGCUUCCACAAAACAGGACUCUGUACGUACCGCGCAACCUCUCAUGGAUGUUGUUGCGUCAAGCAGAUAUGAACUCUUCCUCUUCUUUCUCAAACCUUGAUGAGGGCUCGAUUUUAACUUUCAAGGCAACAGCAACAGACCCAGCAAACAGUCUUGUUAACCGGUAUAAGCUUUCGACAGCACGUUGGACAAGCUCUAAUGUCAAAGUAUUGGUGCCUCGACGUUAUGGGAUUGAGGCGGUGAUGGAUCCACGUUCUGGGCUGGUUUAUCUCCUUGGAGGCUAUAACACUUGGCGCUUGGACAGUAUGACUGUGUAUGACCCAUAUUCGGAUACAUUGGCCUCAGUACCGUUAUCGACGCAACAAGGUAGUCAAGAAGCCCAGGUGUUGGGACUGACGUUUUUUUCUGCAGCAUGGGUUACGAGUCUGCAACAAAUUCUGUAUUUUGGAGGAACAAAUGACCUGUCUCCGAAUAGAUCAGCUGCCAAUAUCGCGCUAUAUUCGCCUACAGAGAAUCGAUGGACAUCCGUGACCACUCAAGGUGAUGUACCGCAAGACAUCUAUGGAGCCUGUCAUACAAUAGAUGUCCUGCGAAACAGAGCCAUAUUAUUUGGUGGGUCUGGCCAUGGGAACCCGCCUCAUGAUUCCAAUCAAAUUUUUUUCCUUGAUCUCAAUCCAACAUCCAAGUCUAUGUUUACUUGGCGUCAAGGCCAGCCGGCUUCACAGACGCGCCGUAAUAUGGCAUGCACAGCUUAUAAGCAAUUUUUCAUUGCUUGGGGUGGUAAAGUUAAUGGCACAGUAGGGGGAUCUAAAGAACAUUUAUAUCCUAUCGUCUAUGACCUCACAAAGGAUAUCUGGGUCGAUUGGUUUGGUCAACCAAGUAAAUAA